CCGGGUGAAUAAUACACCGUGUCGGCGGUCACAUGUCGUGCAGCGGGCUCCUGAAUGAUUUAAAGCUUUUUACAUCAUCGGCCUCACCCUCCCUCCCCUCCGCCUCCCUCCCUCGCGCUGAUGCACCGCGCAGCCCGGAGAUGCUGAUGCUGGUGACCGACUGCAGCAUCCGACAUGGGCAUCCUUUAAUCCCGCCACAAUCACCUUAGCGAUGGGCGUCUUUGCGUGAGAAAAGAGAAAGGAAAGGGAGAGUUUAGGGCGGGUGUUGUCGCUUCUCCCAGCAGACAAGAGCUGCAGCAGGCUGCGUUUGGAGGGUCGACCAGAGUACAGGAAGAGACAGAGGGGCGGCUGGGACCCACAGACACUGGUGGGACGUUUAAUAAAGUGUUUCUGCAGAUAGCUUUCUCACCAUGUGGGGAACAACUACGAUGGCAUUUCACUAAACCUGGAAAAGAGACGAGGCAAGGGCAGCAACACAAAAGAUCCUUCUUUUGAAUAUACCAUCAUUUGGAAAAGGAAUAUUCUUUUUCCACAGUGCGUCCAAGGAAACAGUGAACUUACCAAGAGUAUCAAAGAACUUCCUGCUCUUCUUCCCUUUGACUCUGACCCUUGACCUUGAGCUCUCACUAUGAGCAGUCUGUUAGUGAAGCUAGACCCUCGGAGGGUACAAUGGGGCACCACGUGGAACACCUUCACGUCCCGCGUCCUGAGGACCAAACCGGUGGAGUCCAUGUUGGAUUCAGCCACGACGGGCACAGACGCUCAUGGGACCAAACUGGCCCGGGUCUUAUCCACCGUGGACCUGGUGUCGCUGGGCGUGGGCAGCUGCGUGGGGACGGGGAUGUACGUGGUCUCUGGACUGGUUGCCAAGGAGAUGGCCGGUCCGGGGGUCAUUGUGUCCUUCAUUAUCGCCGCUGUGGCCUCCAUACUGUCGGGAGUGUGUUAUGCAGAGUUUGGCGUGCGGGUGCCUAAGACCACAGGAUCGGCCUACACCUACAGCUACGUGACGGUGGGCGAGUGCGUGGCGUUUUUCAUCGGCUGGAACUUGAUCCUGGAGUAUCUGAUCGGCACGGCCGCGGGGGCGUCGGCUCUCAGCAGCAUGGCGGACUCACUGGCCAAUCACACUAUCAGCAACUUUAUGAUCACACACAUCGGAACGCUCAGCGGCUUAGGUAAAGGCGAGCAGUCGUACCCCGACCUGCUGGCGCUGGUCAUCGCUCUGCUGGUGACGGUCAUCGUGGCUCUGGGAGUAAAGAACUCUGUGGGCUUCAACAACGUGCUGAAUGUCGUCAACCUCGCAGUGUGGGUGUUCAUGAUGAUCGCCGGCCUGUUCUUCGUCAACGGAGAUAACUGGGACGAUGGGAAAUUCCUGCCCUUCGGCUGGUCGGGGGUGAUGCAGGGUGCCGCCACCUGUUUCUAUGCCUUCAUUGGAUUUGACAUUAUUGCUACAACAGGAGAGGAGGCCAAGAGUCCCAACACCUCCAUCCCCUACGCCAUCACUGCCUCACUUAUCACCUGCCUCACUGCCUACGUCUCUGUUUCUGUGAUCCUGACUCUGAUGGUGCCGUACGAUGAGAUUGACGCAGACGCUCCGCUCAUGGAGAUGUUUGCCGUGCAUGGCUGUAUGUUCGCAAAGUAUAUCGUGGCGGUGGGCUCCAUAGCAGGACUCACUGUAUCCCUCCUGGGGUCCCUGUUCCCCAUGCCCAGGAUCAUCUAUGCCAUGGCAGGGGACGGCCUGCUGUUUAAGUUCCUGGCCAAUGUGUCUCCAUACACAGAGACCCCUGCUGUGGCGUGUGUGGUGUCGGGCUUCCUGGCUGCCAUACUGUCUCUCAUGGUCAGCCUCAGAGACCUCAUAGAGAUGAUGUCCAUAGGGACUCUGCUGGCCUACACCCUGGUUAGCCUGUGUGUGCUCCUGCUGCGUUACCAACCUGAGGGGGACAUCCAUGGCUUUGUGAACUUCCUGUCUGAGGAGCAGAACAACAAGAAAAAGGAAGGCGUGCUGGCUGAGUGCGAGAAAGAAGCCUGUUCACCAACCAGCGAAGCAGAUGAGUUCGGAGGCGCGGCCACGAACGCCUGCGGGGCCAAAAACCUGCCGUCGCUGGGGGACAACGAGAUGCUGAUAGGCAAACCAGAUAAAAACGCCUACACCGCCAGCCACCCAAACUACGGCACGGUGGAUAUGACCACUGGCAUCGAAGCCGAAGAGGAAGAGGGCGGGUUGUCCCGGCGGUUGAAGAAGCUCAUUGGACCCCGCUACUACACCUUGAGGAUCCGAUUGGGCCUCCCGGGAAAGAUGGACAGGCCCACUCCAGCUACGGGGAAAAUUGUCACUGUGUGUGUGCUGCUCCUCUUCAUUUCCAUCUUCGCUUUCUGCUCCUUCAUCAUCUUUGGAGCGAGCAGUAUUGGGGAGGGUCGCUGGUGGGCUCUGCUGCUGUUAAUCUUCUUCAUCACCUUCCUUGUCCUGCUCGUCAUCAUCAUCCUCCAGCAGCCAGAGAACCCAAAGCGUCUGCCCUACAUGGCGCCCUGUGUGCCCUUUGUACCUGUUUCAGCCAUGCUGGUCAACAUCUACCUCAUGCUCAAACUGUCUGCCAUCACCUGGAUACGAUUCUCUAUCUGGUGCCUCGUGGGUGUUCUAAUCUACUUUGGCUACGGCAUGUGGAACAGCAAGCUGGAGAAAACGGCCCGAGAGAACGAGGUGCACGCCUCCACCUACCAGCGCUACGACCACGGUGUGGACGAAGGCUUCUGCGGCUUCGACGAUGAUUUCCUCCCGUCUACCACUGACGCCUGGGGUGCGCAGGCGGGAGGUUCGGGUCUCACCCCGCCCCCGGUGGCCAAGCCCGAAAUUGACGGGUCGCCAGCGAAAGAUGGAGGCAGGACCGUUGCCAAACAAAACCUCGCCGAGGAUGAUCCGAUGGAUUUCUGAAGGGACUGCCUCUGUGUUACCCUGAAUGUACUGCCUUGUCUGCUGCCUGGGGAAAGGGAGGGGGAACAGUAGUGUGAACGCAUGAAUGAUUGUGUGUGUGUGUGUGUGCGUGUGUGUGCAUGCCUGCAUGCAUGUGUGUGUAUUUGUUUGUGUGGCUAACCCUUGGGCUAGAUAGUUUCUUGACAGUGGAACGACUUAUUAUUCAGUUUACUCAACCACGCUCCUCAGCUCACACAGCAAAUGAGGACUUCAAGGUCAAAUGUCUUGUCACACUCACUUGUUAUUCACUGGAGUCCACCGCCUACCCAAAGUAAAGACAGAUAGGAAAGUGUCGACGUUACUGAAUACCUAGAAAUGUACGGGAUAUAGGAGAGGAGAAGGUGGUGAGGGAGGGACAGAUGAAUCAGCACCUCUCUUCCUGUUUCAACGACAGGACAGGAAAGCUAGAUGACAGAAUGCAAAACCCAAACUACUUCCUGUGAACAGGUCUGACUUUCUCUGCAUGUUUCACAGGAAAACAGCUUCACAUGCUCUCAAAAACACCAACAAAUCAUAAACGUUUAUCUCCGUCCUCAAUCAUUUCCCCUGACCCCUGAUAUCUAGCCCAAGGGAUAAGAACUGGACUGGGAAGAGGGUGUUGGUGUUUUCUGUCACAAAUAGUACUUGGACUUUGCUUGCAAUAGUGCCUUCAUCUUCUGUAUGUGUAUGUGAGUUUCUUAUUAUGUCUGUUUUCUACUUUAAUUUUGCCUGUGUAUGUGUGAGGGUGUAUGUGCAAUCUAAUUCAACCUUUUACAUUGAUGCUCAUGACUGUGUGUGUUUGUAGAUAUUAAGUGAGGUUAUUUUACCGUGUAUGUGUAGGUAUUUGUUUCGUUCCAAUUUUUACCCCAGCAUGAAGCUCAAAAUCAACCCGCCCGCCACAUAUCAGCUCAUGGUGCAAUAUAACACAAACACACAGCUCAUUGGUGUAACCUAAAAGAGGAGAGAGAAGAGGGGACACAGGUCGAAUCCUAAUUGACAACCUUCAUGGUUUAUCGUGAUUAACGUCAUAUUUUUUUUUAUUUGCGUCUCUCCACUGAUGCAGUUCUUGCUUUUUCCUAGGGCUGGGAAGGAAUUCAUUUUCAGUUCAUUCAAUUCAGGAAAUGGGUUUUAUACGGAGCGUGCAGCUUUUCUCCUAGAGAUGAGAAAAAUAUAGAGACUGUCGAAAAAUGGUUAUUAUUGAGAAAGGGGGGAUUUUUGAUGAAAAGAGGGCAGUUUGAAAUGUUUUGUAAGAGCAGAUGAGGGUCACUUUUUUUCUCUUCUCCCAGAUUGUUCGUAAAUUAUGAAUGAAUUAAAUUUUACUUUACAAUUACAUUUGUAUUUAAUAUUGGGGGACAUUACAUCAGAUUUAGUCUCUAAAUCAGUGAUUGCAUUGUAAAUACUUAGAGAAAAAUGUGACACUUACUGAACUGAAAUAUAAUCCCUCCUCUUCCAUCCCUCUCCCUUUCUGGUCCCCUCUUUUGCUAUUAAAUAUCAUACAUGUGUGUAUUCUCUUCUUCCACCACCCCUCUGCUCUCCCAGCCCAACUCUUCCUCUUCCUCUUCAUCUGUUUGCCACCUCACCGCGCUUGAUAUCCAUCCGGCCUGUCAGCAGGGAGUUUCCACUUAGUCACAAGUGAUGGAGCCGGGAUUGCUUUUCAGUCAGGAUGUGGAUGCCAACCUGAUGAUACCUUAACUCCUGUUUCACCUCAGGGUGUCUGCUAUCUCCCUUCUGAUUUGUCUCUAGAGAAUUUACUCCUCUCCAACCCCUGGUCUGAACUAGUCUAAGUGAACCUCCCUGUUCAUGUAGUGUUGAAGCCCCACUCCUUUCGUGUUACCUACACUUUUGCUGCACCCCGAAGAGAUUUUGUGAAAAUCAAUCAAAUCAAAAAUGUUCCUGUAGAGCUCAGUGUGUAGGACAUUUAAGCUUUAGCUGCCAGGGUUAGGGGUUUCAUUCCAUACUAAGAAUGUAAGCACUCAUGGCACUGUAAGGGAUUUUGGCACACACCAAAUAGCAUACAGUUAUGUUAUUAUGCUGAGGGCCGGGGCACUCCUACAAAAGCUGCUGUAUGUCCAAAUUGUCCUUCUUGUACCUUUUCUUCUUGCCCCCUGUUGCUGCAUAUGUCCCUUCCUGGGAAGCCUUAUUUGUCUAAUGCACUAAAUCUAAGGAUGCCACGCUAAACCCCACCCUACCUCUGCUACUCCCACAUCUAUCCUCACUCAGAAAAAAUAGUUUAUUUUAUGUAUUGAAAGCCCUUUGGUGUCGUCCUUUGAAAUGAUUGCAAUACCCGUACCCAAAAAACUGCCCAUUGUUCCGAGGAAUUACACUUUUAUUGGAUGAUUCUGCAGCUUUCUAAUAAAGGAAGUCGUGAGUGUUUCCGUUAUGUAGUGGAACAUUAGGAUGAUGAGGUUGUAGCGGUGCCCAUCAGAGACCAAUCAUGGCCGUGGCUAACAUUAAGCUCAUGUCUAGUGUUUGCUUUCUAGACAUGUGGGUGGUAUAGUGACUUGGACGGUGUUUACAUUCUACAAUGGUGUAUAUUUUACAAACUCAAUUCAACUACAUGUUGGCCAACAACACGCAUCAGUAUUUCAUGUACUGUAGGGACCUUCAUGUAGCGAAAUAAACAUUUAUGGAAAGAAAAUAAAAAAGUAUAUACUUCUUUUUGGUGUCUUGUCAAAAUUGAGAGGAUAAGACUGCGUUUUGGGGGACUUGGACUCAUGACUAGUAUUUUUGAAAUUGUUGAUAUAGCUCUUAGUAAUACAAUUGUAAUGCCUUCUUUUAAUGUAGAAACAUAUUUCCGAAGUCAUUUGUUGUACAGUAGUAGCCUAUUUAACCUACAUUUACUGUAAUGUAGACAGUUAGGAAGGACAUUGAGGAAGAGAAUGUUAUGUGAAUGUAGUUUAUAUUUUGGCACAAAGAAACAUCAAGCUCAGUACAGCAGGGCAGGGAGUUGUCCUAAAUACCAAAACCAUAAUAGUUCAAAUAGUUGUUGCUAUGCAUUUGGAUUGUAGAUAUUAUGUUAAAAAAGUUGUUGCCAUUGAACAUAUUUUGAGGUCUUGCAGAAUUGUCCAAUAUUAAAGUUAUUUUCCGGGGUUGCAAAAAAACAGCACAUCCUUAAACAUUCACACAGUUUAUCUCACACAAGCAUAGCAUUUAUUAGAUUAUAUUGAACUAUUCCCUCCACCCAGAUCACCUCAUAUCAGCUAAAACAAUCCAGAUGUUUUCAUUCAUAGCUCAAAUAUGUGUUCAGCCAAAACAAGGCGGUAAUACAGCCUGACACUUCGACACUGUACUGUACAUUCGAUCUACCAUAGCCUAUUACAGGCUGUGUAUGCGAGUGUGUGAGUGCAUGUACGUGUGUGAUCUAUGCCUGCGCCUCAACGUGACCCUGUGGUGAAUGUGUAGCAUGCUUUCAUGCAUGAGGCUCUGACCGUAAAUGUUGUUCCUGCAUGUGGUGACUGAUCGCUGCGAGACAUAAUACAACACUAAACCAAAACAAACACAGGCCUACUUCUUACACCUGGGAACGCUGGCCUCUCUGCUCUGAGAAGAUUGAACAGGUGUAAUACAAGCAAAGCAGCUUCAAAAACUUCAUUGUUCUAAACUCUUACCAGCGAGUGAACUGAAUGCUGUUGUAUAGCCUACAAUGCAGACUCCUAUGAUUUAGAUUCAGAUUCAAACCCAGACCUUUUCUUUACUGUAUGUUACAAUUUGAAUUGUACCGGCUUAGAAGAUUACUUUCUGGAUUCUCUCCUAUUUCUUUAAGCUCACACAGUAAUAUUCUCACAUAGAAAUUGGAACCAGGGCUCCUCCUGAAAAGGUAGUAGAACAUGUAGCAACAAACAGGUGUGACAAUGACUCCUCUCUCACCCUCCCUUACAGUAUGCCUACUUCCUGUAAAUCCCUUUUCUUAACCAAAACCUCUACAAACCAAAGUCCACCAUUUUUUGUUUAUUGUUUCUUCAAAGUAAACACUUAAGAUACAAAAGAGAUAACCAUUUUGCUUGGUGGUCUGCUAAUAGCUACUGAUUUCAGUUUGUCACAAGGAGAUGUUUUUCUUGUCACAAGCAACAGUGCAAUGAUGAUUUUUUAAAACCCUAGUUGCUAAGUAUUAGUCUAGAUUUAAUUUACUACAGCGGAUCAGUUUGUCCAAAAGUUAUAAAAAACAUUAAAAAACGUAUUUUUCUACAACUCUUUCCCGUUCACAGGUCCUCCUCGAGUAGGUGUGCACAACAAAAGCUGGGUAUGGUUAUCAAUGUCAGCAUUUACCUUCUCCAUUUGUGUUAAGUCAUAAGGAGGCCUGGGAGAAACUGCUACAAUAUAUUUUUAACAAGUGUAGUCUUAAUCCCUUACCUUCAAGGGUUUCGAAAAAUGGUUUCUUUUGACGUCAAUAGGAAUGUAGAAGGUUUGGAAAUACUACAGAAAACAUGCAGAAACUAUUUUAAUACAAUCCUAUAAAGGGAGAAUAUACAAGCAUAAUCCAAUUUUGCCACCAUUGCUUUGAAAGUCAGCUAUUAUUUGUUUAUUUUGUCUCGGAGAAGGAGUGCCAUGUUCUUCUUGUGCUCUGUGUUCGCUGUGGCCAAGUGUCGACUCAGUGUGUGUCAGACUGUUGAGGUUGGCUUUUCUUGCAAACAAAUAGAUAUUACUUUACUCUUCUGUAUAUUUUGUCACAAAGCUGUAUAAUGUAGUUGUUCUUUAUGUAAUUUUUGUAAUGGUUUCUUCCAUAUGUGUGGUUAUAUUUGCUCCUGGUUGCACUGUUUUUUGCUGAGUUGUUAUUGCUUCCAUGCAACAAUGAAAGCUAUUUAUUGCAAAUACAAA
This is a messenger RNA of Gymnodraco acuticeps, 7759 nucleotides long. RefSeq names its product solute carrier family 7 member 14a (gene slc7a14a). Gene Ontology annotation, cellular component: plasma membrane. The record is from RefSeq and is a predicted model, not a curated record. Gene Ontology annotation, biological process: transmembrane transport; amino acid transport. The transcript has 11 exons. NCBI's taxonomy places the organism in Eukaryota, Metazoa, Chordata, Actinopteri, Perciformes, Bathydraconidae. Bases 629 to 2926 code for a protein of 765 amino acids. Gene Ontology annotation, molecular function: amino acid transmembrane transporter activity.